Molecule: messenger RNA, 2557 nt
Organism: Hydra vulgaris (swiftwater hydra)
Lineage: Eukaryota; Metazoa; Cnidaria; Hydrozoa; Anthoathecata; Hydridae
Molecular function (GO): protein binding
Source: RefSeq, a predicted model, not a curated record
AAACAAUGAUGCAGCACAAAUAUAAUAUGGCUUUACAACAUUUUUAUCAGGCUGCUGUGACAAACAAUAGUAAUAACAAUGAAGUGUCAGAUUUUUCAGAGGAAGAACUUUUUACAGAUUAUCAUGGGGAAGAGUUGGAAAUUUAUAAUUCACAAAAUAAGAAUUCAACUCAAAGAGAUAAACCUUAUGGCAACACUAAAAAACAAAUUAUUCAACCAAAACCAAUUUUAUCAUGUCGUAGUUGCAUUUUUCUACUUAUUUUCUUUAUGGUCCUUUUUACAUUAGUAUGUUCAAUAACAUAUUUUUUACAGUUAGGAAUUAAUAGAAUUGUUCCAGUCACUGAUCAAAAAGUCAUUUAUCAAAUGUCAACUGUGCAAAAGAGCACAAAUCUAAGUCAAGUAAAUGAGAUUAAAAAUAUUGCUUUACCAAAUUUAAGAUCAUGUUCUGGAUAUAAAAUAACAAAAGUUUGGCAAAAAGAUUUUCAGAAGUUAUACACAGACUCUUCUACUAGACUAGUUGACAUUAACAAAGAUGGAGUUGAUGAUAUAAUUAUGGGUUUUGGAACAAGUCUUGAUAGUUUUAAUGUUGAUCAGGCAGAAACAUGCAGUACAUUUCAUAAUAAUAAAUACCCUUGCUUUGGUGGUGUGUUAUCUGUUGAUGGAGUAACUGGAGAUCAGUUGUGGAUCCACUUCUCACAUCACAGCAUACUUAGUAUAAACUGUAAUGCUGAUUUUGAUGCCGAUGGAGUAGCUGACUGCUUAUGUAGUGGAAGAGGAGGUGUUUUUGAAGCAAUUAGUGGGGCUACUGGAAAACUAUUAUGGAUAUUCCUAGAUGAAAAAUUUCGCAACAAACAUGGUACAUUGUACAUGCCUCAAAUUAUUGAUGAUAUAAACAAUGAUCAAGUUGCUGAUGUUGUUCAGAUUCAAGGCGGAGACUUUCAUGUAAUCUCUUACAAUAAAACUAGACAGCCAUCAAAAAUUUUAUUUUUUUGUGGGAAAACUGGGAAUAUUUUAAAAGCCAUUGCAAUACCUAGAAAUGAGGAAUCAAACUUUUCUCCUAUACUUUAUUCAACAAAAGAAGAAUUAAGAAUGGUUUAUGGUACUGGAAGUGAAAAUCAGGGUGGGCAUCUUUAUGUUAUACCACUGUUAGAUUUGUUAAACGAGGAUCUAAGUAAAUUAAAGGAGGUGGUUAAAGGCAGUAGAAAAGGUUUUAUCAAUCCUCCUAUACUUGCUGACAUUAAUAAAGAUGGAGUUGUGGAUUUAAUAUGUGCUGGAUUAAAUCAAAAUGUUGUUGCAAUAAAUGGGGAAACUUUAAAAAUAAUUUGGAGUUAUAAAAUGACUGGAGCUGAGACUUACUCACUUCCUGGAGUUGGUUUUUUUAAUGAUGAUGAUAUAGUCGAUUUUGUUAUUCGAAAAAAUCUUGGAACUUUUCCUGUUUAUUAUUCAUCAAAUGUAUUAAUUUUAAAUGGGAAGACAGGUGAAGAAAUUCUGAGUUCUUAUAAAACGUUUUCUGUUGUCCACUCUUCUCCAUUAAUUGUAAGCAUGGAAGGUUAUGGGAAUGAUUUGCUUCUAUACUGGAGCUCAGAAUGUCAUCAUUACAACAUAAAUGAAGAAUAUUUUCAGAUUGUAAAUGGAACAGAUAUUCAAAUAGCAUACCAUAUGGAUAGCUGUAAAAGUAGAUUCAAUAGCACAACAAUAACAAAGUUAAAUUUAAUGGAUUCUGAGACUGGUUUUCCAGGGCAUGAACUUUAUUAUUCAAACAAUUCUAUAAACAAUAUUUUAAAGAAAUCUGUUAUCCAGACUAUGUUUCAAACUGGUGUUAUUGCACAAUCUUUAUCAAGUAAAAGAAAACAGACGAGUAAAAGUUUUGACGUGGUAUUUGCUGUGAAUAAUAUUCAACCAUCAUUGGUUAGGAUUAUUCAAAAUAAAGAUUUACCUUGUAUUAAUGAUUUAAGAAAAAAAGCUAAAAAGGGAAAUUUUCACAAUGUUAUUGAUAUAAAUUCCAAUAAAGCAAAAGGCAUAUAUGAUCGUGGAGACACAGCUGUAAAUGUUUGUUUACAAUCCCGUUACAAUGGAACUUUGUUCGACGAUUUCAAAAGUAUGCAAGCUAAAAAUUUUAAUAAAGGAAUAAUGACUUUAUACAGGUAUCAAGUAACUUGUGCAUGCGAAAUAGGUAUGAAAUGCGCAAAGGUUCUUCCACAACACAAACAGGGAUGGACUGGUUACAUGGGAAGUAUGGGCAAUGGUUAUUUUAAUAAUCGUAAAAAUGUUUAUAUAAAUAAAUAGAUUUUAUAGAUAAAUAUGUAUCUAUAUCAUUUUUGUAAAAAAAAUAUUUUUUUAAAUUCACAGGGUUUAUGAUGGUUUUAUAAUUUAUAAUUUAAAUUUUAAAAACACAAUUUUCAACGGAAAUAGUUUUGCAAAAUGUAUGUAUAUACACACGAUAUAUUUAUGUAGAAAAUGUUUUCCUCGUGUAUUAUUUUUUUUUAUUUUAGGUUGGUGUAAUAUAGUAUUUAAUAAUAGUUUAUGUAAAUUAUUUAUGUAAUAAAUUUUUUUGGGAA